Molecule: messenger RNA, 654 nt
Organism: Coprinopsis cinerea okayama7#130
Lineage: Eukaryota; Fungi; Basidiomycota; Agaricomycetes; Agaricales; Psathyrellaceae
Exons: 5
Coding region: 1-654 (217 amino acids)
Molecular function (GO): oxidoreductase activity, acting on paired donors, with incorporation or reduction of molecular oxygen; monooxygenase activity; heme binding
Source: RefSeq, a predicted model, not a curated record
AUGUCGCCUAAACUCUUUUCUCUGUGGUGCCAGACGUCGGACGGGCCUCUCUGUACAGAAUUACACACUUUCCUGGUGAUCAGCCUCUUCAACUGGGCAUCCCUUUUACUAUACUGGCUCAUAUUACUCACACUGACCCUAACUGGUCACUCACGAGGGAACCCUGUAUGGACGAGAUCAGUCAAAGAUGCCUCGUUCUUCUCUCAUCUGCCAUCCGCACCAAACAAUGUCGCUUUUGGUGCGAUGAAGAUUGAUUCCCCAAUCCCGGCUCCCGUGCCUACCUUAUCAGGAGACCCAGUUGUCACGCCGCCAUUAGGCCAGUCUGGGAAUGGUGUCAGCAUGGCACCGGUAGAAGUCGCGGAAUUUGUUGCAAGACGCUCGAAUUGGUUGAAGAAGGCCAUCAAGUCUCCAAGCCGCCCAGGCCCCCCCGGUCCCAAGGGCUACCCCAUCAUCGGCAACGUUCUUGACAUACCCACUGAAAACAUUACGACGGGUUACCAAGAACUCACUCGCAAGUAUGGCGAUUUGAUCUAUCUUGAGGCCUUGGGCCAGCCCAUGUUGAUUCUCUCUUCACUGAAGAGGGUGAAAGAACUCUUCGACGAGCGCUCGGCCAUCUACUCAGACAGACCUCCCUUCCAUAUGAUGACCUUGUGA